Molecule: messenger RNA, 1619 nt
Organism: Rhinolophus ferrumequinum (greater horseshoe bat)
Lineage: Eukaryota; Metazoa; Chordata; Mammalia; Chiroptera; Rhinolophidae
Gene: CAVIN3
Product: caveolae associated protein 3
Exons: 2
Coding region: 63-851 (262 amino acids)
Cellular component (GO): caveola; cytoplasm
Molecular function (GO): protein kinase C binding
Source: RefSeq, a predicted model, not a curated record
GCGGCCCCAGCCCAGAGCGCAGCCGGCGGCCGCAGGGAGAACAAGCGGGGUGUACGGGGAUCAUGGGGGAGAGCGCGCUGGACCCGGGACUGGCCCACGGAGCGCCUGCGGGGGGCCCAGUGCACGCCGUGACGGUGGUGACCCUGCUGGAGAAGCUGGCUACCAUGGUGGAGGCGCUGCGGGAGCGGCAGGGGGGCCUGGCGCAAAGACAGGGCGGCCUGGCUGGCUCGGUGCGCCGAAUCCAGAGCGGCCUGGGCGCGCUGAGCCGCAGCCACGACACCACGAGCAACACGCUGGCGCAGCUGCUGGCCAAGACGGAGCGCGUGGGCUCGCACGCCGAUGCGGCUCAGGAGCGCGCCGUGCGCCGCGCCGCCCAGGUACAGCGGCUGGAAGCCAACCACGGGCUGCUGGUGGCGCGCGGGAAGCUCCACGUCUUGCUCUUCAAGGAGGAGGCUGAAAUCCCAGCCAGAGCCUUCCAGAAGGCGCCGGAGGUCUUAGGGCCAGUGGACCAGUCCGAGCCCAGUCCAGAGCAGCCGGAGGCGGAAGUUGGGGAGAGCUCGGACGAGGAGCCAGUGGAGUCCAGGGCGCGGCGGCUGCGGCGCACUGGGUUGGAGAAGGUCCAGAGCCUGCGAAGGGCCCUUUCAGGCCGCAAAGGCCCUGCCCCACCAACGCCCACACCUAUCAAGCCACCCCGCCUUGGGGCUGGCCGGAGCGCUGAUGGCCAGCCAGAAGAAGCCAGGCCUGCGCUGGAGUCCAACCUGGAGCCAGAACCCCCUCCAGACACCGAGGAAGAUCCCGGGAGACCUGGGGCCUCCGACUUGGCUGUGCUCCAAAUAGAGAGUGCGGCCUGAUGGCUGGUGCUGCUUCUCUCCCCUGUGCCUAUGCCUAGUCCCAAAAUAAAUCUUCCUCCCAGAAUUCAACAUUCACGCCCAAAUAAGGAGUGAAUCCUGCACCCACAGCCCAGCUCUGGCCCUCCCUUCUGGGUUCCUUCAGCAUAGCACCCUAUGUCCUAGGAGCAGCCGCUCACACGUGCUUGCACUCACCAUCAAUAAUAAAAGUAAUGCCACCUAAUCCAGAUUCCAUGUGAAGGGGUGUGUGGGUGGGGUGGGGGGAAAGGCAGUGCAAGGAAUAGGACAAAUGUUGGAACCAGGAAUGUGGCUUCAAUUUCAAACAGACCAUUGUAUGAUUUCUCGUUUCCAUGGAAUCCUGGGCUCCACUCCAGUGGCCCAUAGAAAUAUCCUGCUGGCUGCUUCCUCUUUAAGUGCUUUCCUCAUGGGGAAGCCUCCGUCCAGUACAGUCCCUUGCUGUAUGUACUCAACAAAUGUCAACUAGUGGUUUUCCUCUUAGUCUCGUCUUCCUCUACCUCUAAAAAGUUGGGUUUUCCAGGAUUCUGUUCUCAGCCCUCUUCUCAUUCUGGAUACUCCUGUUAACAUUCACUCCCAGGCCUCUCCUACCAGCCACAGAUACCCCAGACCACUGUCUUCAGCUGCAGUUGAAAAGUACUGCAAACUCAGUGUGUCCAAAAGAAGCAGUCUAUUUUCUACCUUUUUGUUAAAUUCUAUUUCAAUUCUACAGCUAUGUAUUGAACACUUACUAUGUAUCAUUCAAAAUUCCUCCUC